Pocillopora verrucosa is the source of this 532-nucleotide messenger RNA. Lineage: Eukaryota; Metazoa; Cnidaria; Anthozoa; Scleractinia; Pocilloporidae. The record is from RefSeq and is a predicted model, not a curated record.
AACAACUGCCUCAGGGGCGCAAAACUUGAGAGAACUGAGAAGCUAGUGGAACGGAUUCAACACUGACAUUUCAAAUAUUCACAUCGAAAUGGAAGAAUUCAACGCCGAAGCGGUUUUCAAACAACAACAAGAAGCCUGUACAAAAUUCUUUCGCGACAACCUCCCCAAAGAUGUGCUUGAGCCAAUGUCAGAGGAAGAAAAGCCCGAGAAUACGAAGAAGUUCAAAGGUCCUGUCUAUGAUAUAACAGGGUUUGAUGCUGAAAACGUUGUCGCUCUCCUCUCUAACAUUGUCAACGACAAGGAGCAGUUUACGUCUAACAAGACCUUUUACUUGCUGUUACAAAACAGCCAUGGCUCAAAGCCGGAUGACGAGAUAGAGGAGCUCUUCAGACUCAAAGCAAGGCCUAAACCAAAGACCAACCUGGCAAUGGCAUCGUGUUUCUACGUCCGACAGGAAAGAAGAAGUUUACUCAAUACGCAAAAAAGUACGAUGAGUUGAAAGGUGCCUUAGAGGCACAUUACGAGGACGACA